Telopea speciosissima is the source of this 1159-nucleotide messenger RNA. RefSeq names its product membrane-anchored ubiquitin-fold protein 3-like. The transcript has 6 exons. Lineage: Eukaryota; Viridiplantae; Streptophyta; Magnoliopsida; Proteales; Proteaceae. Bases 382 to 741 code for a protein of 119 amino acids. Gene Ontology annotation, molecular function: protein binding. The record is from RefSeq and is a predicted model, not a curated record.
CACCGACACUCAAAAGCAUUGAAUCGACUCUCUCUCUCUCUCUCUCGACUAUUGAAUUGAACUCGAAUCUUGCAUUAAUGGCGUCCUGAUCAGAUCCGAUGAUUGAUUAAUCUGUUGUAGCAGUUGUUCUUGUCGUGGGACAAGUGAUUGUGGCUCGUAUGAAGUACUUACUUCGUCGUCUUCCUUCAUUUCCUAUCAACUCAAAUAACCUCGAUGUUUUGGCGCGUAGUCACACUCUUUGGCAGAUUCUUUGUCUUAUUGACUAAUUAUUCGAUGUCAAGGCCAGGAGAGGACUUAAUUACACUUGAUUCUUUUUGUUGAAAGAGGUUCUCUGUUGUCAACUUGUAUCUGCAAGUUUGUUGAUUGAGGAGAAAAUAAAUAAUGGCAGGAGAGGAAGAACGGGUAGAACUUAAAUUCCGUGUAUAUGAUGGCACGGAUAUUGGUCAUAAUAACUACGUUGCAUCUACUACUAUUGCAACACUCAAGGAAAGGCUGGUGGCCGAGUGGCCUCAAGGCAAAACAGUCAUUCCUAAGUCAGUAAAUGAUGUGAAACUCAUAUAUGCUGGGAAAGUCUUGGAGAACAACAAGACACUGGCCGAGUCCAGAAUAAUCUUUGGUGAUCAACCUGGUGGAGUUAUUACAAUGCAUGUAGUAGUGCAGCCUUCUAUAUCCAAGAAGAAGACAGACAAGAACGAGGAGGAGAUGCCAAAGAUGAACGCUUGCACAUGUACAAUCCUUUAAUAAGACAAAGCCCUUCACAACACUUCUAUUACCGAGCGAGCUAAGCAGAUUCCCCCCUCCCCACUCAAAGUUUGCAUUUUCCAUUCUGUUAUACAAAAUUAGUUAGGUUCAAUAGCCCCAACUUAUCAUCAAAGUUGGCCCAUUUUUGUUAUUUGUACUUGCUUCCUAUGAUGUUAUUCUCCAUAUUGUAAUCAUUCUUGUACAAGUUAGCUCAAAAUAUAUACUGCAUGUUUGACCUCUCUUAAAACCGGAAGAAAUAAUGGGAAAGAGCCACUGUCAGUGUCGGGGAAAGGUGAAGGCAUCAUGUCAUAAGAUCCUUGAAACAUGAAGGAUUAUUGUAACUUAGUAUAGCCUAUUCCACUGCUUAAAUCUUAAUAGAGUACAGGCAUGUUUAAAUAUGCAAUUCAACAUUUAAUCA